AUGGAGACAAAAGUCGAAAAGGCGGCCAGCAAGGGCCCUCUGCCCAGGACAGCAACAUCGGAUGUUCAAAACAGCAGCCCGGGGAAGACCUCCACAAGCUACGUCCGAGGCGCCCUCCUUUCCCUCUUCGCCGCCGCGUCGCUGGCUGCAGUCGGCCUACAGCACACGCGGUACCACCACGCGACCCCUGAUUCACAGACGCACUGCUACAGAAGCGUACAGACGCUGUACAGCGCGCAGCCCGUCGCGCAGUGCUUCACCGUGACCAAUGGCCUAUUCACUGCCGUGGUGACGCAGCAGCAGGAGGAGGAGGAGCUGACCAGCGCGACGGAGCUGAAACGGCGAGGCGAGGACGUCGCCGGCCAUGUGAUCCCGGGCCUCUGGGACGGCCACGGCCACCUGAUUGAGCACGGCGAGAUGCUGGUGCAGGUCGACCUCUUUGGCGCCGCGACGCUCGACGAGGUGCGCGCGCGGCUGCGGGCGCACAUCGAGAAGCAUCCCGAGGCGGGCACCCGUGAGCACUGGCUCCGCGGCAUGGGCUGGGACCAGACCGAUUUCGGGCGCAUGCCCACUGCUGCCGACCUGGAACAGGACCCCGCGCUCCGGGGCCGCUACCUCUUCGUGGACCGCAUCGACGGCCACUGCUCGCUCGUGUCGCAGGCGGUGCUGGAGCUGCUCCCGCGUCCGCUCCCGGACACGGUGCCCGGCGGCGAGAUUGUGCGCGACCCGGGCCCGGGCGUCUUCUGCGACAACGCGCUCGACAUGAUCCUCGCGCGGUACCCGAGGCCCGACGACGCGACGCGGACGGGCUACGUGCGCGCCGCCAUGCGCGCCCUCAACGCCGUCGGCCUCGUCGGCGUGCACAAUGCCGGCACGGACCCGGACAGCGUGCGCCUCCUCGACAGCCUCGCCGGCGACGACGAGUGGACGGUCCGCGUGUACGCGAUGCGCGAGUGCGCGGCGCGCAACACGUUUUGCGCCGCCAACGCGACGACGCUCGCGCGUGACGACGGGCGGCUGCACGUCCGCAGCGUCAAGCUCUUUGCCGAUGGUGCGCUCGGGAGCUGGGGCGCCGCCAUGCUCGAGCCGUACGCCGACGACCCGGCCACCUCUGGCUUCCUCCUCAUCAACGAGACGACGCUCAGCGACCUGACGAGGCAGUGGGCCGCCGCCGGGUUCCAGGUCAACAUCCACGCCAUCGGGGACCGGGCGAACCGCGCCGCCAUUGACGCCUUUGAGGCCGCCCUGCGGCACGAGUGCGGCGGCGGAGGCGGCGACGACCUCGCCGGCUGCGCGCACGACCGUCGCUUCCGGCUGGAGCACGCGCAAAUCAUCGAGCCGGGAGACCAGCAGCGGCUUCGCGGCCUGCGCAUCGUGCCGUCGGUGCAGCCCACGCACGCCACGUCCGACAUGCGGUACGCGGGCGCGCGGCUGGGUGCCCGGCGCACGGCCACCGCAGCGUACCGCAUGCGGUCGUUUCUCGAUCUGCAGCCCGUACUGGGCAGCGACUUUCCCGUGGAGCCCCCCAACCCGUUCCACGGCAUGUACGCGGCCGUGACGCGCAAGAGCCCCGCGACGGGCCGCGGGCGCGAGGGCGCCGAGGACGGGUGGCACCCCGAGGAGACGCUCACGCUGGCGCAGGCGCUCUGGGGGUUCACGGGGGCCCCGGCGUACGCGGCGUUCUUGGAGGGUAGGGCCGGGCAGAUCCGGGAGGGCGCAUAUGCUGACUGGGUGGUCCUGGACGAGCCGCUCGGCGGAGAUGGGUUCGAUGUGGAGAGCUUGCGGACGUUGCGGGUGCGGGAGACGUGGGUGGCUGGCAAGCGCGUGUAUAAGAGAGAUGAUUGA
This is a messenger RNA of Cordyceps militaris CM01, 1845 nucleotides long. Its product is annotated as amidohydrolase 3. Gene Ontology annotation, molecular function: hydrolase activity, acting on carbon-nitrogen (but not peptide) bonds. The record is from RefSeq and is a predicted model, not a curated record. The coding region runs from base 1 to 1845 and encodes 614 amino acids. The transcript is spliced from 3 exons. Lineage: Eukaryota; Fungi; Ascomycota; Sordariomycetes; Hypocreales; Cordycipitaceae.